Messenger RNA from Didymosphaeria variabile, 1659 nucleotides. RefSeq lists its product as uncharacterized. The transcript has a single exon. Bases 1 to 1659 code for a protein of 552 amino acids. Lineage: Eukaryota; Fungi; Ascomycota; Dothideomycetes; Pleosporales; Didymosphaeriaceae. The record is from RefSeq and is a predicted model, not a curated record.
AUGGCCGCCUCCCGUGGCUUACAGGUCCCCGUCACCUCACCUAACGUCGCAUUCUUACUUUUCGGCCACCAUCUAUACUCCGAAUAUCUCGAAUUUCAGUCCUCGAUCGUAUUGCCUCGUAGCAGCGGUCUGUAUAGGAGCACAAAAGCAUGGAUAGAAGCGUGCUUCAAUUCACAGCUCGUACCUCACGGACAUCUUCCCAACCCGCAAGGCUACAAGGCGUUCAUGCAUUGGCUUCAUGCGCGCGGAAAGCUGUUCAAGGUGUACCGGACACCUACGACAACCAGGCUCGUGAUUGCGAAACUCUGUGGUCACGCCAUGCAUCCCGCGAUACGGUCGUCUUGCCUCGCGACGGCAUGCCCGGUGUGCACGAUGGAACAAAUCACCUGGACUUUGACUCGCGCAUGGCAAACCUGGAAAGCAUUGGGUGCUCCGGACCGGAGGUUACCAUACGAUCCGAAAGGGUCCUCACGCGAGCUGUACCACAUACUCAAGGACAUUUGGCGUUUUGAGAAGAAUCGAUGGGUGGGUCUCGUAUACAAAUACGAGGAGUUGAGCAAAGGCGUCGUCGCAUGGGAGGACAACGAAAUGCGGAAGGCGAGCCCGGCUUAUACAUUCGAGGAGCUGACAGAGGCGAAAUCGGUGCUGGAAGCUUUACACUUUGCACGAAGGAAUGAUCCACAUCGCAUGGAUAGCGUCGGCGUGCUAUACGCGCUGCAUUCGCGACUGCAUCGUCGCACUGAUUUACGAAAAGUCCAAACUGAUGUUACCGCACGCGACGAGGCUCAAGAAGCUCUGAGCGGGCCAAGCAUAGAAUCGGGAGCUCCGCUAUCAGAUAAACCAUUGUCACCACCACAUACGCCAAGCCCCUCGAAACUUGGGCAUGCGUACCCACCGCUACCGCCAUCGCCAUCGUCAUCGUCAGCGCGCGAUUCGUCUUCGCCGUCACUAGUUUUAUCGCCGCCUCGCAGUCCGAUUCGUGAAAGGAAGGCAGUUACAUUCGCCGUCGACGUGCUAGAUAACAAGAAACGGAGGGGAUACGAGUUCAGGAGGACCUCUGGUAUCUACUACCGUCCCGGACGGUAUGCAUGUCCUUCUGAGGAUGGGUGGGCAGACACCAGCUUCUGUUGCGAUGAGGACUUCGAAUACGACAACGAGCUAGACAAAUUGGAGGAAAACCACCAAAGGUUCUUGGCACUGUUUGCUCCGCGCAGCGAGGAUACAGACCCUACUGUGGACGAAGGUGUCUUUGGUGACACUGAAAGUGAUACUGACUCGGAGGACUCAUCUAGCGGAAGCGAUUCCGGUAGUGAGCCUGCCGAAGAACUAGAAGAGGUUGAAGAUCCGCUAGCUGAGGCCAUCAUGCAUUCGAUGGAGGUGGGAGUGGAAUUCGUUGGAGAUUCUGAUCACGCAACAGGUACUGCUCUCGAAGUGGAACCGAACAGUAGUGGAGCACCAUCUGAGCACGACGUGCAGAUGCUGGAUGCGGUGUGUGGUCUUUCGGAUGCCACGCUGCAGUCUUAUCUCUUAUCGAGCGGCCUUUGCUCGGCCGAACAAGUCGAAGAGGGUCUCCAUAUGGUGGAUGACGCUCGGUCAAUGGAUGGCGCUUCGCAAUCAUAUCCUCUAGCAGACCACAACCACGAGGCCUCCACCAAGUAA